Molecule: messenger RNA, 1889 nt
Organism: Opisthocomus hoazin
Lineage: Eukaryota; Metazoa; Chordata; Aves; Opisthocomiformes; Opisthocomidae
Source: RefSeq, a predicted model, not a curated record
GGCUCGUGUUAUGUAUGAUUUUGCUGCUGAGCCUGGAAACAACGAGCUGACCGUCAGUGAAGGCGAGAUCAUCGUAAUUACCAACCCGGAUGUUGGUGGAGGCUGGUUAGAAGGAAAAAACAGCCAAGGUGAGAGAGGACUUGUUCCAACAGAUUACGUUGAGAUUAUAACCGAAGGUGCAAAAGAUGGAAUUAGCUGCGGUAAUUCAUUAGCUGACCAAGCCUUUUUCGAUUCCCUUUCUUCAAAUACAGCUCAGACCAACGCUGCUGCAAAAAGCAGUAAUCAGGCAAACAGUGCCAGUGAUCCGUGGUCCAGCUGGAAUCCUGGGAAGUCUGGGAACUGGGAUAAUGGAAGUGCUGUUGACAGCUGGGCGACGAAACCUGAAAGUGCAGCUGGCCAGAGAAACAAUGCUGCAAAUAACUGGGAGGCAGCAACAGCAUUUGGUCAUCCACAAGCAUAUCAAGGACCAGCUGCUGAUGACGAUGAUUGGGAUGAUGACUGGGAUGACCCAAAAUCAGCUUCACCAUCUUAUCUUGGUUACAAGGAAACUGAGGCAUCGGAGGCUGGGGGGAUCCAGCGUGGAAAUUCUCGUGCAGCUGCUAUGAAGAUACCACUUAACAAAUUUCCUGGAUUUGCAAAACCUGGGAUGGAACAAUAUCUGUUGGCAAAGCAGCUAGCAAAACCCAAAGAGAAAAUUCCCAUAAUUAUUGGUGAUUACGGCCCAAUGUGGGUUUAUCCUACCUCUACUUUUGACUGUGUGGUGGCAGAUCCCAAAAAAGGUUCUAAAAUGUAUGGUCUCAAGAGCUACAUUGAGUAUCAGCUGACCUGCACUAACACUAAUCGGUCUGUCAACCACAGAUACAAGCACUUUGACUGGUUGUAUGAGCGUCUCCUGGUUAAAUUUGGAUUAGCCAUUCCAAUCCCAUCUCUUCCAGAUAAGCAAGUAACAGGGCGCUUUGAAGAAGAAUUCAUCAAAAUGCGUAUGGAGAGACUGCAAGCGUGGAUGACGAGGAUGUGUCGCCAUCCUGUUGUCUCAGAAAGUGAAGUUUUCCAGCAGUUUCUUAAUUUCCGAGAUGAGAAGGAGUGGAAAACUGGAAAGCGGAAGGCGGAAAAAGAUGAAACUGUAGGAGUCCUGGUCUUUUCUACAAUGGAACCAGAAGCUCCUGACUUGGACAUGGUAGAAAUAGAGCAGAAAUGCGAUGCAGUGGGUAGGUUCACCAAAGCAAUGGACGAUGGAGUUAAAGAGCUGCUGACAGUGGGACAAGAGCACUGGAAGAGGUGUACAGGGCCACUACCCAAGGAAUACCAGAAGAUAGGAAAAGCGUUGCAGAGCCUGGCACUGGUUUUCAGCACUAGUGGAUACCAAGGAGAAUCUGAUCUCAAUGUAGCAAUAACAGAAGCAGGAAAAACCUAUGAAGAAAUCGCCAGUCUUGUAGCAGAUCAGCCGAAGAAAGAUCUUCACUUUUUGAUGGAAACAAAUCAUGAAUAUAAGGGAUUUCUUGGUUGCUUCCCUGACAUCAUCGGCGCUCAUAAGGGAGCAAUAGAAAGAGUGAAGGAAAGUGAUAAAUUAGUUGCAACCAGUAAAAUAACACCUCAAGACAAACAGAACAUGGUGAAACGUGUGAGCACCAUGGCUUAUGCACUACAAGCUGAGAUGAAUCACUUCCACAGUAACCGGAUUUAUGACUACAACAGUGUCAUUCGUCUGUAUCUGGAGCAGCAGGCACAGUUUUAUGAAACGAUUGCACAGAAGCUGAGGCAGGCACUCAGCCGCUUUCCUGUGAUGUAGAGAAUAAGGAGUAGUCAACAAUAAAGAACAACUCCAAAGUGCUUUUCAGAUUUGGGGGCGAUGCCAAUAAAAACUCUUUAGCCUUUGCCAGCCAAAAAAC